Messenger RNA from Drosophila miranda, 2660 nucleotides. RefSeq names its product TWiK family of potassium channels protein 7. Gene Ontology annotation, cellular component: membrane. Lineage: Eukaryota; Metazoa; Arthropoda; Insecta; Diptera; Drosophilidae. The transcript is spliced from 10 exons. Gene Ontology annotation, biological process: potassium ion transmembrane transport; stabilization of membrane potential. The record is from RefSeq and is a predicted model, not a curated record. Bases 1171 to 2166 code for a protein of 331 amino acids. Gene Ontology annotation, molecular function: potassium ion leak channel activity.
AGCCUUCGCACUCAGAUAGAGUUGUUUCGACGGCAAUUCAAAUCUUUCUCUCGCUCACUCUGAGUGCUUUUCAAGGCUUGCUUUUGCUUAUGUUUGGAGCGCCCAUGUAGCUUAGUUUUUCCGUAAUCUAGUUACCUGGUCUUUCCGCUCUACAACACGUAAAAAUAAACGUAGAGAAUUUUAAGUUUUUUUUACUAAAAUUAUUUUUCCAAUUCAAAGUGACAUAAUUUAUUUUCUAAUAAUAUUUUGGAUAAGUGAAAAUUCAAUUCAAAGUGACAUAAUUUAUUUUCUAAUAAUAUUUUGGAUAAGUGAAAGUUCAAUUCAAAGUGACAUAAUUUAUUUUCUAAUAAUAUUUUGGAUAAGUGAAAAUUUGGCAUCCGGCAAAGCUAUCGCGAUCUGGAACUGUGCUCGCUGUGGUAACGCAAGAAUUUUGCGAUUCUGCCAAAACUUGCUGACUGAUUCGAUUCCGAGCUGGCCAAAGGAGCGGGGGACGGGGUCCUUCAACUGCAUAAGAUAGUGGACUGUACAGCAUUGGUCGUCAAAAUGUAAUCAAAAGCGCAGGCUUUUCAAUUGAACAGUGGAGACAGAGCUGAGCUAUUAAACAAUAGUUUGGAAAAGGACCACAUCACCGAGGUUGCAGUCAGCAGUAUCUUGCAAAUAGUUCCAAUGCCAGAGAUUCAAUUCGGCAGUCUCUUGCAAAUGUCUCCCAACAUGGAGGUGGUAGAAAGAUAUGAGCUAGAAGGUCCCUCUUCGAAGGUUCUGUCUUAAUCCACUGAGACGCUGCAAGGUGGCAUCGACAUGAAUCCAUCACAAGAUGGCAUUGGACGACUACUAUACCACCUGACCCCAGUUCCAGUCCAGUCUGCUGCGAGAGCACAACGACGGAGAGCUGUGUCUACUACGACAAAAGAAUGGACUACGAAACACACCGCAUCUUGGAAACAAGGAUACAAACACACUGAGCGACAAAUGCCACUGAAGAAGGGACUGGACACGUGUGGCUGAUAGUCCGAAUGUUGGGAUGACUAUCAACAAUCUACACCCUAUUUUGGCCCCGACCCUGUUCGGUGAUCUCGUUUUGAGGGUCGACAAUGUUGACCUUGAAAAAUGUGCUGAAGGAGCAGCUCUUUUCCGUUCAGUUUCUGGAGGUGCACCCUGCACCGUUGUACUAUGAUAUUUCGCCACUUAGAGCGUCCCGCGGAAGUGCAACGUCUUACCGAUUUGAAGGAUGUGGUCAAGAGCCAAAGAGAACGCUUCAUGAGCGCCAUAUUGAACAACACCGAAGUGAACAAUCUCAAUGAGCUGUUGUCCUUUGAGCUGGCCAAAUAUGAAGCGGCUGUUCAAAAGGCGGCCGAAGGGGGCCUGCUUAUAGUCGCCGAUAAAGACUUCCCAGAGCCCUACGAGCGAUGGAGCAUACUGCAGGCUGUGUUCUUCUCAUCGACUGUGUUAACCACCAUAGGAUAUGGCAACAUCGUGCCAGUGACUACCGGCGGACGGGUAUUCUGCAUUUGCUUUGCCCUCAUCGGCAUACCCUUCACGCUGACGGUGAUAGCCGACUGGGGUCGGCUCUUUGCCACCGCCGUCUCAGUGUUUGGAAAACAUAUGCCCACCAAGCCAAAGUUUACCAAUUUCAUAGGAAAGACCUGGUUCUACGCCAUUCUGGCUGUUGGCUUCUUGGGUGUCUAUCUGGCCGCCGGUGCGGGUCUGCUCCUGCUCUGGGAAGAUGAUUGGACCUUCUUCGAUGGCUUCUACUUUUGCUUCAUUACCAUGACCACCAUUGGGUUCGGAGACCUGGUGCCAAAGAAACCCAACUAUAUGCUGCUCUGUACUCUGUACAUUCUCAUUGGCCUGGCCUUGACAUCGACGAUUAUCGAGCUGGUGAGGCGUCAGUAUGCCACCAGUUGGGCAAAGUUGCAGGAGCUUUCCGGUCCCAUGGCGGAGACUUUGCGUCGCUUGGGUGAGACAGCCGGCACGGGUCUGGACUAUGCAGCGCUCCAAAAAGUCUUGACCGUUUCCAUGCCAAAGUGGAACAGCAAGAAGAACGACCACAGCCCGGAUAUUGCUGCGCUUGAGGCUAUCACCAAUGCCAUUCUAAAAGAGGUGAAGGAGGCACAAAAUAAUAAGCCCAAGGUUCUGCAAAUCGUCAUCUACGAGUCCUCUGUCUAAGGAGGAACUAAACAGCGACCGAUAUAGACACAGACUUACAGAAUAAGAGAUGGCUGGAGAGAGAGCUUCCACCAAUAAUUUACAGCAUAAUCUUCGGGCCACAGCAAAAAUAUCAGAAAAUAUCACAGUUACGAUUAGUUAGGCUUGAAUUGAGUUGAAGGUUGAGGGUUGCCAUUGGUGACAGUGGGCACUAGCUAAAGCGUACCACUGCCAGACUUCCAUAAGUUAAUGUCUGUACAUAUAGCUAUUAUAUAGUCAAAUGUCUAGGCAAUAAUAUUGCUCAUACGUACUGAGAUCACAGCAUACAUACUUACAUACUAUAAUUAAUUAUUUAUUUAAAGGCGGGGCAAGUGAUUCAAUAUAUAUUAAUAAAUACAUACGCAUACACUAUAUAUAGAUAUAAAUAUUUUUUUGUUUAAUGUUAACCAUUAGCUUAAGUUAUCAAUAACAUUAUUAGUACCUCUUGUCCAUGUGAUGUAUAAAUGUCAUCUCUA